This is a messenger RNA of Neolamprologus brichardi, 1975 nucleotides long. The record is from RefSeq and is a predicted model, not a curated record. Lineage: Eukaryota; Metazoa; Chordata; Actinopteri; Cichliformes; Cichlidae.
CGUUCCCAGUCGUGCUUCUGCUGCUGGUGUCAAAUCUUGCUUCGUGUAUGGGCUCUGUGUAUGUAAAAGACAGCUGACACAGCGCCUAAACUCUCGCGAAAUUGGCAACAAAUCUGACCAAAAUGCUGAGACGUGGCUAUUUCCGGGUCAUGGAGAGGCCGUGGUGGACAGGACGAAAGGCGGAGUGAUUACUAGAGAGGUUUUGCUGUCAAGUGAGUCACUAUCCAGCUGUUGCUAAUCACCUCAGUGCAUGUCUGCAGAAGCUAACCGCAGCUAACUAGCUUGGUACUGCCCGACAGCCCCUCUUUCCCGGUCACAUGAGACGAAUUUGACCGAAGAGAGGAUGGCGGAGCGGGAUAUGCCGCCGGGAGAUCUUCCUCUGCGGUCUUCUUCAGAAAGUUCCGACAAACAAAACUCCUCCGAUGAAAACGGACACACUGACAGCCCGGACGAAACUCUCUCCCCGACCUCAGUGAUUUACUUCAAGGAGGCUUUAAACUCGUCCAACCUGCGCUUCGCAAAGGCUGGAUCGCUGCCGCCCGCUCCGCUUCGACAGUAUGACUUCCAGAUUGAACGAAUCGAAUCGAGGCGACGAAACAAGAUCACCCAGGCUGCCAGGGAGACCAUUUAUCUGUGCAACUUUCGCGUCUCUGUCGAUGGCGAGUGGCUGUGCCUCCGCGAGCUCAACGACAUCUCGCUCACGCCAGACCCCGAGCCGGUCCAUGAAGUCUGUAGUGAAUUUUACGAGCCAAACGCGUUGAUGAUGGAGGAGGAAGGCGCCGUCAUCGCCGGGCUUCUGGUUGGAUUAAAUGUCAUCGAUGCCAAUCUGUGUAUGAAGGGAGAGGACUUGGACUCGCAGGUUGGGGUGAUCGAUUUCUCCAUGUACCUAAAAGACGGCGGACACAGCAGCAAGAGCGUGGAGGGGGACGGUCAGAUCACAGCGAUUCUCGAUCAGAAGAACUACGUGGAGGAGCUGAACAGACAUUUAAGCGCGUCGGUAAAUAACCUGCAGGCCAAAGUGGACGCUCUGGAAAAGUCCAACACGAAGCUGACAGAAGAGCUUGCAGUGGCGAAUAACAGGAUCAUCACUUUACAAGAAGACGUGGAGAGAGUAAAGGAGGAGAGCUCAUAUCAGCUGGAGUCCAGAAAGGCAUUAAGAAGUGAUUCAGCAGCAGACGGACAGGCGCUGGGGGAAACACGCAAGCAGCUCAAAGAGGAAACUUUGCUUCGACUGGAUGUGGAGAAGGAGCUGGAGAUGCAGAUCGGGAUGAAGCAGGAGAUGGAGCUGUCCAUGAAGAUGCUGGAGAAAGACGUCUGUGAGAAGCAGGACGCUCUGGUGGAGCUCAGACAGCAGCUGGAAGACCUUCGUGCCAUCAACCAACAGCUAACGCACAAGUCACAGAGUGUCGAUGCCAGCUCGAAACAGAAGAGUGAGAUCAUCGUUCGCAUGGAGGAGAAAAUGAACCAGAUGUCAGGGACCAUAAAACAGCUGGAGACCAGAUGCAAGCAGGCGGAGAAGGAGAGGGACCUGGCUCUAGAGGCGAACCGGCUCUUCAAGCAGGACUUUGGAGACAAAAUCGAGAGUCUGCAGGUGGAGGUGGAGCAGCUGAGGAAGCAAAGGUCUAAUCUGGAGCGAGAGCUGAGAAAAGGUCGCGAUCGAAAGAGCGAGCAUCACCUCGGUGCCUCCUCGGUACCUCAGUCCAGCACUCCGCGGACCGACAGGAGACAACCAGAGGAUGUACCAACACAACUCGCAGAAUCCCCGUCAGUGAAGGAGAAAGACCAGUUAGAGAGUGGCCCGGAGGACAAAACCAGCCUGUCCCUGUCGCACCACGAGGAUGAGCAGGAGUCGUUCUUGGAGAUCAGCGAGCCUUCCAUGUGUACGAUGUGUGAGCAGGCCGACUCCCUCCUCAAGACAAAGCACAAAAACUUGCCUCCUAUUAACGUCAGAAAGUUUUCCAAGAAGACGGAGUAA